GAAAGACGGCGGCAUGGGCAUGGCAUGGGCAGGCUGCGUAUUUCAUCACAGGCCCGACUGCUCCAUCUCUCCGGGGAAAAAGAGAACUCCCACCAUCACCAAACCUCAACCGCCAAGUCCAAAGUGCGCCCGAUUCACGACCCGGCUUCUGCCCACUAUCGUCAAGGCCAACUUGAAACUCACGCCUCCUCUAGCGCAACUCCGCCAGGUGUCGCCGUCUUGACAUCUCUCAGCUAUUCGACAGUGACAUCCUGUCAACGACGAUCACUUCAAGUUUAGGCGCUAUUAUACUUGAGCCGCCGGGGCUUUAGCCAUACGCAAUUGCCAAGUUGCCCAAGCGUUUGACGGCGUACCGCUGAAACUAUCUUGAGGUCAUACGAUUACCUGCCUGCCUUAGCCCCGGACCUGUCUUUCAGAACUGCUAUCCGCUUAAGCGAAGAUGAGCUUAGCCAACUUCGCAGUUCAUCUUCGUCAAAAACUCUCUAGUGUGCUUUCAGCCGUCGGCGUUGGCUCCGCGAGUGGCGCUGGCUCUUCGAACGCCACCGCCGGGGCCCAACUGCAGCAACGGCAAAGGCAGAAGAAUAAGGAAGCCGUCCUGCUCUGGGCAGGUUUGCAACAAACAGACACGACAGCGGCACUGAACGCUGAACUUCGACGAGCACACAUUGGGCUCGUCACCAAAACAAACUACAAGGCACCGAAAGACCCAGUGGUCCUUUGCCAUGGUUUGUUCGGAUUCGAUGUGUUGGGACCCGAAGCAGUGCCAGGGCUUCAAGUUCAUUACUGGAAGGGCAUCGCAAAUGCACUCCAAGACAUCGGAUGCAAAGUGGUUGUGUCCAGAGUGGGAACGGUGGCGGCGCUGAAAACGAGGGCGCAGGAGCUGCGGAGCUUUCUGGAAAACAAAGCAGAAGGGCGAGCCAUGAACCUCGUGGCACAUUCGAUGGGCGGGCUGGAUUGCAGAUACGUCAUCACCCAUCUGCCAUCGUCAAAAUUCAGGGUGAACUCCUUGACAACGGUCGCCACGCCGCAUCGUGGCAGCUCUUUCAUGGACUGGUGCCGGGAUUCGCUGGGUCUUGGUCUCCUCCAGGACUAUAUCAACAAGCAAUCCGACGAUGUGGUGGCAAAGCAUCUGACAUCACAUCACCAUUUACCACAAGAUACCAACACCGCAAACCCACUUUCCGACGCAAUGACGAGAACACUGCGAGCUCAUCCCCUCAUCCGCGCACUAGCCUCACCCAUCGAUUCCCCGGCAUUCGCAAACCUCACAAAGGACUAUUGCGCGGCGUUCAACGAAAUCACCCCGGACGAUCCAUCCGUCCAUUACGCAUCGUACGCCGCGGUCGUGUCGCAGAUGUCGCCCUUAGCACCACUUUACUUCUCCCACCGCAUCGUGUCGGAACGGGAAGGCGUCAAUGAUGGGUUGGUCAGUCUGGCGAGCGCCAAGUGGGGAGAGUUUAUGGGAACAGUGUCGUGCGAUCACUGGCAGCUUUUACCGCCCAAGAUGCGGGGCGUAGUCUUGCGGAAGAGCGGGUUCGAUUCGAUCGGUUUCUACCUCAACCUGGCCACCGAUCUGGCGGAGAGGGGAUACUAGACCUUCAUCACAACCUCCCCUUGUAGUUGUGCAUGUAGUACACAUCACUCCCUACAUCUACUUAUUGAGUACCCUUACAUUACACAAGUUGUUAAUAGACAUUCAUGGAGACACUCUUUUU
Molecule: messenger RNA, 1715 nt
Organism: Fimicolochytrium jonesii
Lineage: Eukaryota; Fungi; Chytridiomycota; Chytridiomycetes; Spizellomycetales; Powellomycetaceae
Product: Alpha/Beta hydrolase protein
Exons: 1
Coding region: 440-1594 (384 amino acids)
Molecular function (GO): triacylglycerol lipase activity
Source: RefSeq, a predicted model, not a curated record